CUGACAAAAUAAUAAAUAGACAGGCUGCCACCAACGUUCACCGCAAAUCUUUCCCGGAUCAGUACACUUUCUAAAAGGUGUUCGAACCUUCGUUGCAUGUAUCAGAAUUAUUAAUUAUUUAUAAUGGCUUGUUUUACUUUUUAUAACCUAAAUAUUUUCAUAAACUACACACGGCUGUGUUAUAAGAUUUAUUGGUUAAAUACUUAUUAAAUGUAUCUUCUAAAAUCUGCAGACAUUUUCCCAAGGUUCAUAAUCGUAUCGUCCAACCACGAAACAUAAUGGCGGAGCACCGAAAAGGCGUAAGGUCUUUCCACAUGUUUGAUAUAAUUCUUUGACGAAAAAUACUGUUUUUUUAACCAGUAAAUGACAUCCAGGGGCAAAAGUGAAUCAAGUAGUAUGACAGGACUAGAUAGAUGCGACCAUAAUACGAUGGAGUCGCCUGGGAGUUCGAAUGGACUUUUUGAUUUGGACCCGGGAACUUCUGCUAAGCCCGGGAAAUAUUCAUUAUCUGGUAAGCGCAGCUCAGCUGAUGGUUUCUAUCAGUCGCACGAAUCACCUCGGUCAGCCUCAAGCUCUCGGCCAUGCUCCAGACCUCAGUCGAGGCAUGGUUCGCUUCCCGGAUCCCGUAUGGCAUCAAGAACAAACAGCCAAGAAUCCAUCAUAGAUCUUUUCGACAAUAUUCUCACAUUGAACGGCAAAUUUGUUUCUCCAAAACCAAAGCCGUUUAAAGAAGCUAAGUUACAUUGGAGGGAUAAAGUGCGUAUGAAUCAUGCCAUCUGGAGGGCUUGGCACAUACAAUAUAUAAAGAAAAAACGACCAGUUAUAUGCCAGUUUACUGCACCUGAACCAGAUGAAAGGGCUCGUUUACAGGCUGAUAUUAUACAAGGAGGUAAUGCAAAUCUUCCGCACCCUUCAAACCUUGGAAUGCAUAUCCAGCAUUACAAGAACUGGAGACUGUACCAUAAAGAUGUGAUCAAGUGUUCAAGUGUCAAGAAAGACGACCCGGAAGAAGAUGCCAUCGACUUGGACAAAUCGCAUCCGCCCCUCUCGCCCAUGUUGGCAAAGAACCUUGCCAAUGAUGACACCCUCAAAGACUUUUCCGACACGCUAUUCAUCAGUAAAAAGAAGAAAUUUGCAGCUCCGACUGCUAAAGAAAUAAUUCGCAAGGCCCACAUAUCAGAUAUAAUUCAACCGAGUCUUAUGACUCUUGAACCCGACCUGGAUGAGGACUUUUUCAUGGAUACCUUAGAAUCAUUAACAGACUUGCUGACAAAGACACCAACCAAGGACGGUGGCAUAAGUUCCAUGUCGCUUGGCAACAACCUGGAUGAUGCAUUAAUGAGUGACUCGGGACACUUAUCCAGCUCCGAAUAUGGUGGCAUAAUGUCAACAAGCAGCUCGUAUCCCAUCAUUGUCCAAUCCUCUAGCAAACCACGUACAGUUAGCUUUGAUGACAUCCCGGCACAUACGUCGCGGCAACUAUUCACCGGCAACGAGCCGCAAAUGCAGUACAGCCCAAUGUUGAUCCCCCAGACCAGUCAAAUGGGGCAUAGCAACUUCGAAGAGGAUAUGGGAGUUGCAGCUGAUUUUUUUGACUUGUUAAAUUCCUUUACCACUACUGCUGACUAUAGCUUUCAGUCUGUUCAACCAGGGACUGCUACCCCCAUCCAGGUUAUGGCGCCUUUCGGGACUGAAUCCCAAAUGAUCAACACAAAUACUAAAAUGGAGCCUCUCAGUCCCAUAAUGCAUCAGUGUAGCAGCCAUGUUUCAAGCACAGUAAGCUCCCCCAGAAAUCAUGAAAACACAAUUACAGGUCAAGCCAGAGAGAAAAUGCUGCCCCCUAUGGACACAAGUACCUGGCCUAAGCCACCAGCUUCGUCUGCUAGUGGUUGGAAUCUUCAAACCAAUACCAUCGGCAUGGUAACCCAGCCUGCUAACCGUAUGGUUUCGGCACCCGUACCGAUGUCUGUACAAAUUUCAGAAACAACAUCACAGAACUUCUACCAACCACAAGAACAAAUGAACUGUGACAAUUCUGGUGGUGUCUAUGGCUAUAACCAAUCCUUACAGAUAGCUAAUCGAAGAGACAGAAUGAAGGGUGUGAGCCCGCAUCAAAGCAGGACGCUAGCCCCGCUCCAUGAGGCCGUUGGAAGUGCACUGUCAGGCAAGUUGGAUUCGAAAGAUCGUGGCAUACAAAGUCCCACGAGUGAACGAGAAGCGUUAACCCCAGUGCUAACUCCAGGCUACCUGUCGACAGCAUCUAGUACUGCAUCAUCGCCAGGUGGGCCUAAUGAAGGUUCUGCUCCGGUAGAAUUUGAGUUUCAGGCACCCAAGUCAAAGAAGAAACGUUCAGAAUUAGAAACUAAACAAAAGGAACAACGUAGAAGAAUACAACAUUUAUCAUCGGAACAUAAAAGACGGAAUAAUAUACACUCUGGAUUGGAUGAGAUUCAACGUAUCGUCUGCGGGCCUCAAUCGUCGAAUGAUAAAACAAGCCAGGCAAUACUUCUACAAAAAACUUCAGAACAUAUCAAAUCUUUACAAAAUGAAAUUGCAAUGAAGGUGGCGGAAAUGAAGCAACUGAAUGAUGAGAUUAGCAGUCUCAAUGACCAAAUCAAUGAAGUCCAGGAUGAAUUGCCUGAUACUGGAGCACCGGUCAGUACCCAGAAUGACCAUCAACUGCAAGCUAUGUUUGACCAGUAUAUUCGCGAGUCAAUGACUUCCAACUGGAAGUUCUGGAUCUUUCGUAUGCUAAUCGAGCCGCUGUUUGCAUCCUACUUGAGUGCUAUGUCAAGUGUGUCGAGUUAUAGUUUUGAGAAUGCGCUGCAUGAGUGGGUCGAUCAGUCCUGUAGACUGAGAAACCUAAGGCCUUUGGCAACGAAAGCUGUCCGUGAAGUCAGUAAAAAGACUACAAUCCUCAGUAGACCUCAAAUGCUUCCAGAGCAGGUGCAAGCACUGGUGGAGGUAGAGGCGAGUAGUCAGAUGGAAAGCUGAUAGCACCCUCAACAUAUUUAGAACAUAAUAUAUAUAUAAAUAGAUAUAGAUAUAUAGCAUGCCUUGAUGAGAAGGUUUUGUGUUCAUGAGUGUAUGAGGGUGCCCUUCAGAGGUUCCUGCACAGGAUAAUAUAUACCACGGGCGGUUAUUGUUUUGUUUUGUCUUUCCUAGUACCUUGAUAAACUUGAAACAUAUCGUUCAAAGGAGAAUUGUCUGGGAUAGAUGGGCAUGUGGGAAGGGGGUAGGGGAAGGUUUGUUCUAUAUCAAGUGUAUUAGAGCAAUAUUCCUAUUCCAAAAUAAUGUAGUACUUUUUUAUUUGUGCGGAACUUCAUGAUCCUAUACUCUCUAUACUUAGCCAUAAGAUGUUCCACACUGGAACGCAUCCCCUCAUCUGGACACAUUCUGCCUUUACAAGUAGGUAGGUCUUAAAGUAAAUAAUAUAUUUGUAAAGAUAAUAGUUAAGCUAUGCAUUUUAUUUGUUUAAAAAAAUGCACUUGGGUUUCUAGUGAUUUAAGUUGUUAUUAAGUAUCACCAUUAUAUUUUAUUAAGACAAAACUGUUUUUUGGGGGUGCAAAAAAAUCCUUGUAUCAAGGAGAAACGUUUUUAAUUUAUCUUGUAUUAUCUUGUGCUUAUACCAGAGGAACUAAGUAAACUUUGACUUGUUUCAAGAUUUCAACACAGACUGUAUACCUUGUAGUGUCAUUCACAGUUAAAAAUAAUGUUAUUGAUUGCAUAAAUUACUGUCUUUUUUUAAAUUCAAUUUUUUAAUCUAUUUUUCUUAUCAAAUAAAUGUCUAAUCGAAACCAUGCUGCAAAUUUAAAUUGACAUUCAUUGAGUUAUUUUUCUUAUUGCUCUGUUUAAUUGAAAAAACUGAAAUUAAGCAGAAAUCAAUGCUAAACAUGUAGAUUUUUCCUUCUGUGUCCAAAUUCUAUGUUAAAUUUUUUGUGAAUAUUUAGCUGUAAAAACACAUUCGUUUACACAUUAUUUUCGUGAUAUUAGUGAGGGCUCACUUCAGCCUUAAGGAUAGCUAAUUUUGAGGUUUGACCUAUAAAGUACACAUGCUCUAUAUUUGUAUUAGAAGUCUAUAGGCAAUUUUAGAAUAGGCCUGGUAUAUUUUGAUUAAAGGUGCUAACAAUACGUGUUAGCACUAAACAAAAUCGAUACUGCAUUGGAGCUUCCCAACACACACAAGCUAUUCUCAUUUUAUGUUUUAAUGUGUAUAUGUUGAUGUAGGCCUAAAGACGAUUUAGUGACAAAGGUCGCCCAAGUGCUCCAACGAGUUGUUGGUUUUACAAAUUUACCAUUUACAGUAAAAAUCAAUAGUACUGUGCAGUGCAGUGUGUUAUGUUUUAUUGUCCUCUACUGUGUCCAGUUUAAAUGGACUUCCAUUAAAAGCAUUUUAAGAAUUAUUGUACCCACUACUGAAGUAGAUAAUUGCCUUGUUUAUUGUACAGGUUGUUACACAUGUCUACACAGUUAAACUGUGUAGACUUCUAUUUCCUCAAUACAGGCCUUGUAAUCAUAUAAUCAUAUGUCACUACUUACAUCUCGUCUUUCACUAUCUACUAAUUUUCUAAAUCUUUGUAAUACAGUAUGUCUAAAACCGUAUGAAGGGUGAUUUAUGCAGCAAAGCUUAUCAUUUUCAGUGACAAUUAUCUGUGAUUUCCCCAUAUAUGGCAUGAUGAUGUCAUCACACCAGUGUAUUAUAAGCAUAAUGGUGUCAUAUUACAUCCAUGGCAUAAGAAGCUGUUCACACCCAUUUAUGUGUAAAUCACAGGUCUUUGUCAUAAAAUUUGAUAGCGUGGACGGAGCAUUGGAGUUGCAGUUGCCGACUCUCUUAGGAUUGAACUCAUGACUUUAGUAAACUAGAACCCCUAGCAUGGCACCUCAACAACUCUGCCACAGAUCCGCUUUUAACCCUUUGUCAGGUAAUUGUAUUCUUUUUGUAUCAUCUAGGUGACAAAAUUGAUGUGCCUUAUUUGUUCUACAUUUUUAGAUUCUUGGUUUUGUUUAGUUUUUUUUUUUUUCUCCAAUGAACCGUUAUUC
Anneissia japonica is the source of this 5040-nucleotide messenger RNA. RefSeq names its product carbohydrate-responsive element-binding protein-like. Gene Ontology annotation, biological process: regulation of transcription by RNA polymerase II. The record is from RefSeq and is a predicted model, not a curated record. NCBI's taxonomy places the organism in Eukaryota, Metazoa, Echinodermata, Crinoidea, Comatulida, Comatulidae. The transcript is spliced from 18 exons. Bases 364 to 2994 code for a protein of 876 amino acids. Gene Ontology annotation, cellular component: nucleus. Gene Ontology annotation, molecular function: DNA-binding transcription factor activity, RNA polymerase II-specific; RNA polymerase II cis-regulatory region sequence-specific DNA binding; protein dimerization activity.